This is a messenger RNA of Phoenix dactylifera (date palm), 965 nucleotides long. RefSeq names its product deoxyuridine 5'-triphosphate nucleotidohydrolase-like. The record is from RefSeq and is a predicted model, not a curated record. Gene Ontology annotation, biological process: dUMP biosynthetic process; dUTP catabolic process. Gene Ontology annotation, molecular function: dUTP diphosphatase activity; magnesium ion binding. NCBI's taxonomy places the organism in Eukaryota, Viridiplantae, Streptophyta, Magnoliopsida, Arecales, Arecaceae.
AACCGUCGCCUUCUAGUCUCGGUUUUCCGAAAGAAAUGCAGACUGUAGCAUGGAAUGGCGCGGGAAGCAUUGGCGCCAAGUAGUUUCCCGCGCUUUUCUAGCUUAAACCAAACCCCCUCUCAUCAGCCCUCCAUCUCCGUUCCCCACCUCCCUCAGAACUCUUCCAACUCGCCGCUCCCGGAUCAGCAUGGCGGCCAACGGCGCAGCGGAGAGCGGCAGCCCCGGCGUCCAAGAGCCCUCUCUCAAAGCCCCCAGGAUCUCGGAGAACGGUUCUGCCGUCGGCCGCCACCACCUCCCUCUCCUUAAGAUCAAGAAGCUAUCCCAAAAUGCUGUCUUGCCUUCGAGAGCUUCCCCUCUCUCUGCCGGUUACGACCUCUCCAGCGCCGCUGAAGCGAAAGUCCCUGCUCGAGGGAAAGCUCUUAUUCCCACCGAUCUCAGCAUUGCCAUUCCUGAAGGGACCUACGCCCGCAUUGCGCCUCGGUCGGGGCUGGCAUGGAAGCAUUCCAUCGAUGUGGGAGCGGGUGUGAUCGAUGCGGAUUACCGUGGACCAGUCGGCGUCAUUCUGUUCAACCACUCGGAUGUGGAUUUUGAGGUGAAGCUGGGUGAUCGGAUUGCUCAGAUGAUCAUUGAGAGGAUUAUGACUCCAGAUGUGGUCGAGGUUGUUGAUUUGGAUUCCACUGUUAGGGGAGCUGCAGGGUUUGGAUCCACAGGGGUUUGAAAAUGGGAUAAUUAUAGAUGCUCUUGAUGUUUUAGAAUUUUGGGGAUGGCAUGUGGCUUCUUGGGAAGGGAGUUCUCCUGGUAAAGUAUGAUCAGUGAAUCAUGUUUUGUUGCUGUGAACUGAGCAUCCCCAUCCAUCUGAAUAGUGUAAUGUUUGGUUCGUGCUCCUUUAGUAUUCAUCUUUUCAGAAUGGUCUUUGUCUCAUUGUCAGUAAUUAAUGGACCAUCCAAGAGACCCUUUUGAACCAA